This is a messenger RNA of Zootermopsis nevadensis, 2583 nucleotides long. Lineage: Eukaryota; Metazoa; Arthropoda; Insecta; Blattodea; Termopsidae. The record is from RefSeq and is a predicted model, not a curated record.
AUGAGCGAACAUUAUGAAACGGAUCUUAAGGAUAUAAGGGCUGGGGGUGUGGAUUUGAUUAUCAAGCGCACAAUGGGGACUUUUGUAAACUCGAACGGGACGUAUGCGUGCUCUUCGCUGUGUCCCCAGGAAUACAUCUCACCCCAGGGAUCCUGCAGACACCCGCGGCUGGUCGAACUUCCGGGGCAAUGCUGCAGAGAGUGGAUGUGUGACAGCGUAGCAGCUCAACACCCACCGGACUGCAGACAGGAAUAUUCGCAAUGGUCAGCGUGUUCGAGUCCUUGUGGCGUUGGUCUGUCCCACCGGGUUUCAAACCUGAACCCUCAGUGCCGGCCCACCAACGAAAGUCGCCUGUGCCAGCUGCGGGCGUGCGAAGACGAGAUACUGGUGGUGCCACGCGGCCACGCCAGACACCACCACGUCCGGAAGGGUCACGAAUGUAAGGCCACGCAGAGAGUGACAGGUCCCGUGAGGUUGCGGUUUGGACCCUGUCGAAGUAGGAAGAGGUACCGCCCCAAAUUCUGCGGCAGCUGCCCCAGAGUAUGCUGCAAACCGCAGCUCAGCACCACGAUCAAAGUUGAGUUCCACUGCGAGACUGGCAGCGCUACUGAAGACGAGAGAGACAUACUUCUGGAUCUGGUUGAACCAGGGACAGACCUUUGGUGGCCGGAGGUAGACAAGGAAGAACAUUACCGCUACUUUUACUACGACCGCGAACCAGCGAGAAGGCCACCAUGGAGGGAUGGGGACUCCGGACGGAGCCUGGAAUUCCGACAGCACCAGGGUCCUGAAGGCUUGAGGAUGUACCGUAAAGUUUUCUUUGGCGUUCAGUGGAUUUUGAAGUGCCACUGCGCGGGAUCGUGCAGUGAGGAGGUAACACUCCCCGAGCAGGAGAUAUCUCUGGCUACUGCAAGACCCACGAAUGGGGAAGGUGAGGUGAUUCUGCACAGAGUUCACAGAACUGCGGCCCCCUAAAGCUCGCACAGCCCUUGUGAUAGCAACAGAAACAAGGCUUGACGCUCAGUGAUGCUGUAUGGUGUCAGGAAGCAUGGUGAGGUCAGGAGAUUGUGAGGGUCCCGAAAGGAAAUCUAUAAUUUUUUGUCAGGGAAUGUCAACCCUCAUAUUUGACUACAAUCUCUAGUCGUAUUUCUAUUGAACCAGACACCAGUCUUGUAUUUUUGGGGGCAGAUUUUUUUUUCCCGUAUAUUUAUAACAUUUUCCGCAUUUAGUAAAGUAUAUGUAUUUGUCAUAUAUCCCAUGCUUGUCACAAGUCUCACCCAUCUCGCCUCAGUUGUCGUAUGGCUGUUCAAAUUUGUUAGUUUUGUAGGCACUUGUAAUGCAUUCAAGUAGCUCUCUACGACACAUAAGUUUCCGUAACCCAUUUCCAUAAUGGGUUUUCUCUUUCUGUCAUCACAGCAUUGUUGUUGUUGCAUUGUUUACAAUACGCAAUCCAAAAACUUCGGGGUAACUGUUAACAUUUUGAAGACAGUUAAUGGCUGAAUCUAAAGCCAUAUUUUAUUACGUAUUACACGGAAGAGAAUAAGUUUGUCUGUAAAUCAAGUCAAAAUUUCACUUGUAAAUUAUAAUCACAUAAGAAUUUAAUAAUCUUGAAGGCGAACAGAAAUUUCUCACUUUGUGAUUUCCUCCGCAGACCGUCAUGCAUCACCAGAGAGAUGAACUGAAUAAAAGGGUUUACAAUUUUUAUAUUAAUCAUGGAUACAGUUCAUACACCGAAAGACAAUGGAAUUACAUAUCUUUUCCUUCCCUUAUAAAGGGCAAGCUAUUUCGAAUUUUGUCUUGUUAAGUAGCUUUCUGUCAGAGUGUGAAGAGGACCUCGCUUGUCGGGCCUGCCCUGCCCUACAUUUUUGGUAUGGCAGCUUGGAUAUUUUUCUGUCACGUGUAUUGUUUAAUUCAGUAUUUUUAUGACAAUGGGAGAAUCCACUUAGGCAAAUCUUCUACUAUUAAUAUAUGAUAGUUCGGAUGACAGUUUAAUCCCGCUUAGAGAGACGCGCUGUGGUUACUAUGGCAACGAGCUUGCUUUUGAUAUACAUUUAUUAAGUAACCAUGGAGACACUGAGCAAGAAACAAAUACUUUUGAAUACGUGAAAGUAUUUAUCUGCUUGACUUGGUAUAUUACGUCUGAUAUUUAGUGAAACAUUUUUAAAUGUGCAAUGAGAUUCUUGAAUUUACCUCCUGAUUAACAAAAAUAAAGUAACGCCUUAUAUACACAAAUUUGUUUUAAAAAAUUGAAGCCAUAUUAAGUCUCAAAAUGGAUAGACUGUUUUAAUAUUUCAAAUGAUUCUUUUAUAAAUUGACAGAUAAAAUUUGAGAUAUGUUCUAAUCAAUGAACCGAUGGAAUAAUUUGAAAAAUCGGAUUUCCCCAAUGUAAUGCUUUAUUUAAAAUGUAAUUACGUUGAAGUGAAAAACUUGUGGAGAAACUGUAACACCAACUCCAGCUCCAGCUUGGCAGGUUGGAGCUGACUGACAAUGCAUUUUACCUCUUUGGUCCCGCUGUGUUCCAGAGUAUGGAGUACCGCUGAACUACGAAAGUAGAAAUUAUUUUUUCAAAGUGUUAGCCGGGCU